AUGCGUAUAGCGAGGAAGAUGGCUGGAGGCAAUCACACCCCCGUCACCCAGUUCGUCCUCCUGGGCCUGACCAGCGAGCCAAAGCUGCAGGCUCCUCUCUUCGUCAUCUUCCUCCUGAUUUACCUCGUCACCGUGGCGGGCAACCUCGGGCUGAUCACCUUGAUCAAGACAAACCCCCGGCUCCACACUCCCAUGUACUUCUUCCUCUGCAAUCUCUCGGUCGUUGAUCUUUGCUACUCCUCCGUCUUUUCUCCGAAGCUGCUUAUCGGCUUCUUGGUGGAAAAGAAAACCAUUUCGUACCCCGCCUGCUUUGCCCAGCAUUUCUUUUUCCUUCUCUUUGUGACCACAGAGGUGUUCUUGCUGGCUGUGAUGGCAUACGACCGCUACGCGGCCAUCUGCAACCCGCUGCUCUACGCCACCGCCAUGCCCCAGAGGGUCUGCGUUCAGCUGGUGGCCGGCUCGUACGUCGGGGGGGUCUUGAACUCCCUCAUCCAAACCUGUUGCUUGCUGCCCUUGCCUUUUUGUGGCCCCAAUGUCAUCAACCAUUACUUCUGCGACACUAACCCUCUGCUGAAACUUACCUGCUCCGAUGACCGCCUCAACGAGCUUUUGCUUGUAGCCUUCAACGGGACCAUUUCCAUGUCCGUCCUCUUCAUCAUCAUCAUCUCCUACGUGUACAUCCUCUUCUCCAUCCUGAGGAUUAGGUCUGCCGAAGGCAGGCACAAAGCCUUCUCCACCUGCGCCUCCCACCUCCUCACCGUUACCUUGUUCUACGUGCCCGCGGGACUGAGCCACAUGCAACCGGGCGCCAGGUACUCACUAGAGAUGGAGAAGGUCACCGCCAUCUUCUAUACCCUCCUCGUCCCUAUGCUCAACCCGCUCAUCUACAGCUUGAGGAACAAGGAGGUGAAGGACGCGCUGAGGAAACUCAUCAAUCAGAUCUCCUUGUUGGUAGUAGGAGACAUCUAG
This is a messenger RNA of Charadrius vociferus (killdeer), 969 nucleotides long. RefSeq names its product olfactory receptor 1052-like. The transcript has 3 exons. Bases 1 to 969 code for a protein of 322 amino acids. NCBI's taxonomy places the organism in Eukaryota, Metazoa, Chordata, Aves, Charadriiformes, Charadriidae. Gene Ontology annotation, cellular component: membrane. Gene Ontology annotation, molecular function: G protein-coupled receptor activity; odorant binding; olfactory receptor activity. Gene Ontology annotation, biological process: G protein-coupled receptor signaling pathway; sensory perception of smell. The record is from RefSeq and is a predicted model, not a curated record.